AUGUCAUUAAAAUGCAUAAUCAAAUUCCUCUCCUUAAUUUUCUCCUCUCCUCUCUCCCGAGACUAUGCAGCCCUGCCCAGUCUGCUGCUGGUACUGCUUGGUCUGCUAGUGGCAGCUAGCGGAUGUCCCACAGUGUGCAUCUGCAAAAGCAAUGGCACAGACUGUACAGGCCUGGCUCUGCUCUCGCUAACCACCGUCCUGCCCCUGCUGCCCCAUGACACCCGCACCCUCCGCCUGCCCCACAACAACCUCUCCUCCCUAGGCAAUGGGGACCUGUCCAACCUAAGCGCUCUGGAGCUUCUGGACCUCUCCGACAACCACCUCUCCAGCCUGCAGCCGGGGGCUUUCUCCGGACUCAGCAGCCUCCAGUGGCUCAACCUCUCUGGUAACAACCUGGGUGACUGCCCCCUUCCUACCUCUCCAGAUCCCAGUAACCAGACGGAGGUGACACAGAGUAACGGGAGUCGCUGGGGACUGAGCCGAGAGCUGUUCCAGGGUCUGUGGACACUGAAAGGGCUGGACUUGUCCCUGAAUGGCCUGGUUGUUCUGCCCAAGGGCCUGCUGGACGAGCUCCAGGGCCUGGCCUGGCUGUCUCUGGCUGGAAACAAGCUGCAGAGCUUGGACAGAGCUACCUUCCAGCCUCUGGGCAGCCUGUUGAGCCUCCAACUGGCAGGGAACCCAUGGGAGUGUGACUGCAACCUGAGGGACUUCAAGCACUGGAUGGAGUGGAUGCUGUACAGACGUGAGUGUUAUGUUGUGUAUUGAAAGGCUUUAAGGUUACAAUGUUUCAUGUACAGUCAAGUCAUUUCGCCUUCGUUCCAUGUCAUGUACUAGUUUGAUGCUGUAUUAAGUCUGUAAAUGAGAUUGAUUAGCUAUUGAUAGUGUUAAUGAUCCACUGCAUUGCUCGCUGUGUCUCAGACGGGCAGGUGGAUGCUGUGAAGUGCAACCUCCCCAAGGAGCUGAGGGGGAAAGACAUCCGCAGCAUCCCUAUAGAGAUGUUCAACUACUGCCUGCAGCUGGAUAACCAGGACAGGGUCCCCGGCUACGACGGGCCUCGAGGAGGACGCCCACCCUGCUUCGGUCUGAUUAACGGGCCCAUGAACGGGCCCCAAAUCAACCAAGAAGACUGCGUGCGCCAGCGCUACCGGCCCAUUAGCGUGCGCAGGGCCUGGGGGACUCAGAUCGUGGCGGCGUGUGUGUGUGGCGUGGUGUGCGUGUUGAUGGUGGUGGCAGCAACCUACGGCUGUAUCUAUGCCUCUCUCAUGGCCAAGUACCAGAGGGAGCUGAAGAACAGAGGGCAGCCGCUGAUGGCGGGGGAGGGAGGGGGGGAGACAGACGCUGAGGACGGAGCUUGUCUGUCCUCCCCAAUGUCACCAGAUGAGCCAGAACUGAAGGAGUCCAGCCCGAUAGUCCACGGAUACAGAAUAACAGGCUUUUGA
Molecule: messenger RNA, 1439 nt
Organism: Coregonus sp. 'balchen'
Lineage: Eukaryota; Metazoa; Chordata; Actinopteri; Salmoniformes; Salmonidae
Source: the annotation of a GenBank genome assembly